AGGUGCUUCGUGAGAUGGCGUGAAGGGUAGCCCGGGGGCGUCCUCGAGUUGGCGAGGAAAGGCCUCAAGAUCUGUCCUCUUCCCUCUGAGAAGGAACGAGGAGGACUGUAGAUUCAGUCUGAUGGUAUCACUAAACUGUAAUAACUGUGCUUCAUCUGUUACCUCAAAGAGGACCUGCACUGGAGUGGCACUUGUAGUCUUCUGGUUAUGCUCUAUGCAUUGAGCAGCCAUGGACCCAAAGAACAAGCAUUGGGAUGAGAUAACUGUAAAUCUGGGUCUCAGCACAACAAAGGCCCUGACUAUCCUGAGAGACCAGCUUUCUGCACUGCUGGAGGGGCAUCAGAAGGAAAGAAAGAAGGUGAUUUCAUGGAAGGUGGUAUGGAAGGCCAGUUUUCUGUACCAUGGAAACCGUUGCUCCUGUUUCCAUUGGCCAGGGGCAUCCCUGAUGCUGCUGACAGUGCUGCUGCUUUUAUGCUGUUAUGAAAGUCAGCCAGAGGGAAGUGAAGGUUCUGAAAUCGUUAAUGCCUUGGCACUCUUCCUCCUCCUGCUGCUCGAUCUCUUCCUCAUUGUACGGCAAGAAAGACUGAAGUGCCGGGAAGUUGAAAGGAGACUCCGGAACAUAAUCAACAGAAUAACUGAUGCUUUGAAUGAUGGCAAAGAGCUGAAGUGGGCAAACUCCAUGUACCCUGACCUGCACAUGCCCUUUGCCCCAUCAUGGUCACUCCAUUGGGCCUACAGGGAUGGCCAUCUUGUCAAUCUUCCUGUCAGCUUGUUGGUAGAGGGCGAUGUUGUUGCCCUGAGGCCAGGGCAAGAGUCUUUCACUUCUCUCAGAGGGAUAAAGGAUGAUGAGCACAUAGUUCUGGAGUCGGGGGAUCUGUUCCCCCCCUUUUCUCCUCCACCGUCACCAAGUGGAGAGGUGAAGAAGGGCCCUCAUAAUCCCCAGACGUAUCGACUGUUUCGUGUCACAAAGACUCCUGUCAUUGAUAAUGUCAGGUUGUGUUUGGACAUGGCUUUGUCCCGUCCUGUGACUGCUCUGGAUAAUGAGAGGUUCACGGUACAGUCAGUGAUGCUCAAGUAUGCUGUUCCUGUUGUGCUGAUCAGCUUCUUGGCCACCAAUGCCAUGCGCACUGUUUUCAAGGCUCCUGGAGUAGUCUCUUGGCAGUACAUGCUUCUUCAGCUGCAGGUCAAUGGUGUAUUGCCCAUCCUACCACUACUUUUCCCAGUCCUGUGGGUUCUUGCCACUGCCUUUGGAGAAGCCAGAGUCUUGGCCCAGAUGAGCAAGACCUCCCCUACCUCCCUGCUGGCUAAGUUCUCAGAGGAUACGCUGAGCAGCUACACAGAGAUGGUAUCUACCCAGGAAAUGAUACGAUGUAUCUGGAGCCACUUUGUGCAUGUUCUGAAGGGCAGGUCUCCAACGCUCACCUUCACCUCGAGCUUGCUUCACAGCUUGGGAUCUGUCACAGUGCUUUGCUGUGUGGAUAAGCAAGGAAUACUGUCUUGGCCUAAUCCCAGUCCAGAGACGGUUUUGUUCUUUAGUGGCAAGGUGGAACCUCCUCAUAGCAGCCAUGAAGACCUGACAGAUGAGAUCUCUACACGUUCCUUUUGCCACCCAGAAACAGAAGAAGAGCCUCAUGAAAGGGAUGCUCUGCUCUCAGGGCCUUUGUCAGACAUAGUUCACAUCACCAAUGAGCAAGACAGAACAGAAUGGUCUACCAGCAACACCCCAAAAUCGUCUGACACUCAUAUCCACAAGAAAGCAUCCAGCCGAAGCAAGCACCCUUCAGGAUCCAACGUGAGCUUCUGCAAGAACACCGAUGGGGGAGAGGAGGAGCCAGUCCAGAGUCAGGUUGAGGGUGACAGCGAGGGACUGGCGUGUGAAGCUGAAGACUUUGUGUGCGAUUAUCACCUGGAGAUGCUCAGCCUGUCUCAGGACCAGCAGAAUCCCUCGUGCAUACAGUUUGACGAUUCCAACUGGCAGACGCACUUAACCUCCCUGAAGCCCCUGGGCUUGAACGUGUUGCUCAACCUGUGCAAUGCAAGUGUGACAGAACGCCUGUGCCGCUUCUCUGACCACCUCUGCAACAUCGCCUUACAGGAAACACACAACGCCGUGUUGCCUGUCCAUGUGCCAUGGGGGCUCUGUGAGCUUGCCAGGCUUAUAGGCUUUACACCUGGUGCCAAAGAGCUUUUCAAGCAGGAGAACUACUUGGCCCUUUAUCGUUUGCCGUCCGAUGAGAUGGUGAAAGAGAUGAUGCUUGGAAAAGUCUCUUUCAUCACCAAGAGGAGACCGCCUUUGAGUCACAUGAUCAGCCUUUUUGUUAAAGACACCACUACCAGCACUGAGCAGAUGCUUUCCCAUGGGACAGCUGACAUCAUCCUUGAGGCCUGCACGGACUUCUGGGAUGGCUCCGAUAUUUAUCCACUGUCUGGCUCUGACAGGAAGAAAGUGUUGGAUUUCUACCAGCGUGCCUGUCUCUCAGGCUACUGCUCUGCCUUCUCCUAUAAGCCCAUGCACUGUGCCUUGUCCUCCCAGCUCAACGGCAAGUGCAUAGAACUAGUUCAGGUCCCUGGUCAAAAUGCAAUUUUCACAUCCUGUGAUCUCCCGGGGACUACGCCCAUCAAGCAGAGCAGCCAAAGGAACAGCUGGAGUUCGGAUGAAGGGAUCGGGGAAGUGAUGGAGAAGGAGGACUGCAUUCAGGCUUUGAGUGGUCAGAUCUUCAUGGGAAUGGUCUCAUCUCAGUAUCAGGCCAGGUUGGAUGUUGUUCGCCUCAUUGAGGGACUGGUGAAUGCCUGCAUUCGGUUUGUCUACUUCUCCCUGGAAGAUGAACUCAAGAGCAAGGUGUUUGCUGAAAAAAUGGGACUUGAGACUGGCUGGAACUGUCAUGUAUCCCUAACACCCAACGGAGAUGGUUGUGAAGUCCCUCCUUCCAGCCCAAGCCAUGCGGGCUCCUUGCGUGAGGACCUGCAUCAAGUCUCUCGAGAUGAUGCGGAGGGGCUUCUGCUGAUGGAGGAGGAAGGACACUUGGACUUUAUUAGCUUUCAGCCGACAGACAGUGACAUCCCCAGCUUCCUGGAAGAUUGCAAUAGGGCCAAACUCCCACGGGGAAUCCAUCAGGUGAGGCCCCACCUGCAGAACAUCGAUAAUGUGCCUUUGCUUGUUCCUCUGUUUACAGAUUGCACCCCAGAAACCAUGUGUGAAAUGAUCAAGAUCAUGCAAGAAUAUGGGGAGGUCACCUGCUGCCUGGGCAGCUCAGCCAAUCUGCGCAACAACUGCCUCUUCCUUCAGAGUGACAUCAGCGUAGCCCUGGAUCCUCUUUAUCCUUCCCGCUGCUCCUGGGAGACUUUCGGCUAUGCCACCAGCACAAACAUGACCCAUGUUUCUGAUGAGCUGACGCCUCUUCAGCUGUCUGGCCAGUUGAACAGCUUGUCUUGCUCCCUGUCCAUUUGUCCUGAAGAAACAAUUGGGAUCAUCCGGCUCAUAGAGCAGGCCCGGCAUGUAACCUACGGCAUCCGCAAGUGCUUCCUCUUCCUCCUGCAGUGUCAGCUGGCUCUGGUCAUCAUCCAGUUCCUCUCUUGCCUGGUGCAACUGCCCCCCAUUCUCAGCACUACGGAUAUCCUGUGGCUCUCCUGCUUCUGCUACCCACUGUUAAGUGUUUCCCUUCUGGGCAAGCCCCCUCACAGUUCCAUCAUGUCUGUGGCAACUGGGAAAAAUCUGACCUCCAUUCCUAAAAAGACUCAGCACUACUUCUUACUCUGCUUUCUACUGAAAUUCAGCCUUACCAUCUGCUCUUGUUUGGCUUGCUUUGGCUAUACUUUGCAAGACUACUGUGCAAACUUCAACUCCUCUGCCUUCAACGUCACAGGCUGCACCUCGAUCAUGCUGAGCAGUCAUGUGGAAGGAGCUCCUGAUUGGUUUGGGUCAUUUUCCAACAUUCUUCUUCUGUCUCAGAAACUCACUGCUGGAAUGAUUGUCUUACAUACUGUGUUUAUAUCUGUCACCCAUGUCCAUCGGACCAAACCACUGUGGAAGAAAAGCCCUUUCACUAACAUCUGGUGGACCCUAACAGUGGUGGUUGUGUUGCUGGGCCAGGUCAUCCAGACCCUCCUGGACCUGAAGCUCUGGGUGAACCUUGAGUCUCCUGUGGCCUACAGAAUGGAUGACAUCCCCAUGGCCUCCUGGUUGCUGGGUUUGCUCUCUCUCAUUCUUGUUGUGAUCAUCAAUGAGACUGUCAAACUCCAUGAAAUCAGGUAA
Messenger RNA from Gekko japonicus, 4252 nucleotides. It is a transcript of the gene TMEM94, whose product is annotated as transmembrane protein 94. The record is from RefSeq and is a predicted model, not a curated record. The transcript has 31 exons. The coding region runs from base 230 to 4252 and encodes 1340 amino acids. Lineage: Eukaryota; Metazoa; Chordata; Lepidosauria; Squamata; Gekkonidae.